AUAAACAAACACACACAAGCAAACAAACACAUGCAUACACACAAACACACACGCUCACACAAAAACACAGUGGUAGAAAGUAGUGUGUGGCCAAGUGAGAGCUUCAUGGAAGUGCAACUGGAGAGCGAGCAAAGCCCUUAAAGAAUGUGAGCUCUGUGGUCCGUGGUUAAAGAUAGAGGUACGAGGACACGGGGCCUGCUUUCACCGGCUCUAACGUUUAUAAUCACAGAUACCUUCUGCGAGGAACCCAAACAAACCGGACAGCGUUGGUUGUUGAUGUUGUUGUUGUUGUUGCGGUGGUGGUGGUGGUGGUGGUGGUGUGUGACUUCUGUUUAGAUAAGAGGUGAAUGUUGAGGUGGAGGGAUUUGUAUGUGUUUGUAAGGUGCGUACCCUUGUGUGAGCCGGGGAAACAGUGACAAGGACAGCCGCCAUGGUUCUGUUUGAAGGAAUGAUUGAAGAUUGCGGACAGAGUGGUCACACAAUGGCAGACAGAAGGCAACUGUUUGUCGAGAUGAGGGCUCAAGAGCUGGACUCCAUACGACUGUCCACCUACAGAACGGCUUGUAAGCUUAGAUUCGUGCAGAAGAAAUGCAACCUGCACCUGGUGGACAUCUGGAACGUGAUCGAAGCGUUCCGGGAGACCGGCCUGAACACGGCCGACCUUGGCGGCGACGUGGGCGUGGCCCGUCUGGAGGCCGCCGUCUCCGCGGUGUUCUCCCAGCUCAACAAGCGCCUGCCCACCACACACCAGAUUGCCGUGGAGCACUCCGUCAGCCUGCUGCUCAACUUCCUGCUGGCCGCCUACGACCCCGAAGGCCUGGGGAAGGUCUCCGUCUUCGUGGUGAAGACGGCCCUCGCCGCCAUUUGCGGGGGCAAAUAUUUGGACAAAUUAAGAUACAUCUUUUCCCAGAUAUCCGAUUCGGCGGGGGUGCUGGCGUACUCCCAGUUCGACCAGUUCCUGAGGGAGGUUCUCAAGCUGCCGACGGCCGUCUUUGAGGGUCCGUCGUUCGCCUACACCGAGCAGGCUGCUAGGACCUGCUUCCCCCAGCAGAAAAAGGUUUACCUGAACACAUUCCUGGACACGCUGAUGUCGGACCCCUCCCCGCAGUGUCUGGUGUGGCUGCCUCUCAUGCAUCGCCUGGCCAACGUGGAAAACGUCUUCCACCCGGUGGAGUGCGCCUACUGCCGCACCGAGAGCAUGAUGGGCUUCCGCUACCGCUGCCAGCAGUGUCAUAAUUACCAGCUCUGUCAGGGAUGCUUCUGGAGGGGCCAUGCCAGCGGUUCCCAUAGCAACCAGCACCAAAUGAAGGAGUACACGUCAUGGAAAUCCCCGGCCAAGAAGCUGUCCCACGCGCUGAGCAAGUCUCUGAGCUGCGCCUCCAACAGGGAGCCCCCCCACCCCAUGUUCCCCGAGAUGACCUCUGAGAAACCCCUCAACCUCGCCCACAUCGUAGACACGUGGCCGCCCAGGCCAGUGAAUAUUACCAAUGAAUACGCACUCUCUCACUCCAUGCCUACAUCAGGGAAUCCGUUCUCCACCAAACACUCCCCCUCCAAGCACAAUGACUUAGAGCUGAGAAGGCCCCACUUAACCAGGGCUACUCCCGACCUGUUGAGAGGGAGGGGGGUAAACUACCAGCUUGAUGUGGCUGAUAGGCUGGCAGAUGAACAUGUCCUGAUUGGUCUGUACGUCAAUCUGCUCCAGAACAACCCCAGAUCCCGCUUUCUGGAGAGCAGCAGCCACCAGGACGACGAGCACAGCCUCAUAGCUCGCUACGCCGCCAGGCUAGCCGCCGGUGCUGCCGCCCAGCAGCAGCAGCAGCAGCAGUACGGCGUCGUCCCCUCUGACUUCUCCUGCCCCCUCGACGCCAACAAGCACCAGCGGCAGCUCAUCGCCGAGCUGGAGCACAAAAACAGAGAGAUCCUGCAGGAGAUCCAGCGCCUGAGGAUUCAACACGAGCAGGCCUCACAGCCAACCGUCGACCGGAACCAGCAGAACCCCACCCUAUUGGCAGAGCUCAGGCUCCUCAGGCAACGCAAAGAUGAGCUCGAACAAAGAAUGUCCACUCUCCAGGAGAGCCGCAGGGAGCUCAUGGUGCAGCUGGAGCAACUCAUGAUGCUGCUCAAGGAGGAAGAACAGAAACAAGCUACUCAGGGUCCCAGCUCUCCCCGGUCCUCCCUCAGCCACACGGCGUGCCGGCCAAUCCCCGCCCCCAUCCACUCAGAGUCGGCCGGCACCACCCCCACACACACCCCCCCCACACACCCCACCCCCACACCCCCCCCCCAGGACUCCCUCAUGGGAGUGGGAGGGGACGUCCAGGAGGCCUUCUCUCAGGGGCCGCGGAGAAACCUGAGGAACGACCUCCUCAUCGCCGCCGACUCCAUCACCAGCACGAUGUCGUUCCUGGUGAAGGAGCUGAACUCCGACUGUGGCAGUGAGAUGGAAAGCCUUUUGGACUCAGAUUUCGAAGGCAGUGACAGCCUCGCUCCGUCGGCCUCGGAUCCCUUCUUCGCUACGCAGCUAGCCUCUAAGCUAAGGCUCAGUGUCGUCCCAGACGAGGGCCGCUACGAGAUGGACCUAGACAGGCAGCUGGAGGGGGAGCUCCUGGCCGAGGAGCUGAUGAAGCACCGGAAGGAGCCGGAGAAGGACUGCAUGAUGACACUACAACAGUGACCAUGGUUGUUCAUAUUUCCGAUAAGCAAUAGGAGAAGGAACAGCAGAAGACGAUGCAGGAGGAAAUGACACAGAGGCUCAUGAAGAAGUGAAGAUUGAGAGUUUUCAAGACCAACCAUAGAUUACAGUUGUUCAAAGGUAUAUUUUUAAACCCACUACAUGUUUGAGACAAUACUGUGAAAUGAAGAGGAGAACUAAUGAAUUGCUGAGCAGUCUAUUUUACCACAGGUGCCAUAAAUACACAACAUCGGAAAAUGUCUACUUCUUACCCUAGUUUUGAAUGAGUUGUCUGGCUAUUAUGUGGACAUUAUGUUUCGUUAUACAAGCUGACAAGCCGUGAAGUUUAAGUUACCUCAUUUCUAAAAACAAAGACUGGGUUCAUUACUUGGUUGUUCUAUUCAGCAUGAUAAAAAAAAAAAAAAAGAUUAUGUGACUCACAAAGACCAUAUAAACUGAGAAUAUAAUUCUAGUCGAUAUACGACCGGAUUUUCCCAAUAGAUUUGCUGUGUUAUAACUGGUCUUGACCAACUUUUGUGCUUUUGUUGGGUCAAAGUAUUUCCUAGGAGCGUGGAUUGGGUUUGAGACACAGGUCAGGGAUUGUGCAUACAGCCGUGGCUGAUUAAGUGACCUCUCUCUGGAAUUUAUUCAGAAUCCCGGCAGAGAAUGUGGCUAACAGGCUUGUUAGCCACAUUCUCUGCGGCUAACAAGCUGGAGCUAACAAGCUGUUAGCCACAUUCUAACAGACCGUAGACGAGUCUAAGGAAAUGUGGCUUUCCAUCACUGGAUAAAGCAAGAAGCGUCUGCUCACAGAUGUUGUCUCGUUUGAUGUCUGAUGUCGAUAAACCCAGGCGAUUCUGGGUUUUCACAGCUUUGAAACACAGCGGAUAAUGCUUGAAGAAUAUAGAAAUUCAAUGAAAAGAAAUUCAAAGAAAGUCAUUUGCAAGAAUUCCAAAUUUACUCUGAAACAAAAUGUUUCGGAAAAGACAUCCAAUUUUUUCUUUUUUAAUACUCCCUCUAAAGAGAAAUAGAUGAAGGUUUGUUUCCCACAUUAUUUAAUUUGCGUUUAUUUUAUGACCAAAAUGGUAGCCUGUUCGUCCCUCACAUGAAUCACAUGUUACACACGCGUGUACAAACACAUACAGUACACACACCUGGCUCCUGCCCCUUCUGGGGGGUCCAUACACCAUAACCCAGCUACGAAAAUAAAUGGAAAGUUCAUCUUAAAACUGAAAUUUGUGAAAUAUAUCUGGUUUAAUUAUUCUUUUCUUUUAGUUAGUUCUUUUAAGUGACUUUGCAUGGCGGAGAUGCAUAAUAAAGUGUUGACACUGUAUCACCA
Messenger RNA from Gadus morhua (Atlantic cod), 4013 nucleotides. It is a transcript of the gene dtna, whose product is annotated as dystrobrevin, alpha. The record is from RefSeq and is a predicted model, not a curated record. The transcript has 24 exons. Gene Ontology annotation, cellular component: synapse; plasma membrane. Gene Ontology annotation, biological process: synaptic signaling. The coding region runs from base 431 to 2677 and encodes 748 amino acids. Gene Ontology annotation, molecular function: zinc ion binding. Lineage: Eukaryota; Metazoa; Chordata; Actinopteri; Gadiformes; Gadidae.